AUGACUACACCUGUACCACCCCUCGACCUCAACAACAUUCAAGGUGAUAUCCUCGGCGGAUUACCAAAGAGGACCGAGACCUACUUCUUCUUCGAUGUCACCAACGUCGACCAAUUCAAGGCCAACAUGGCCCAAUUCAUUCCUCACGUAAAGACGUCUGCAGGAAUCAUCAAGGACCGCGAAGCGAUCAAGGAGCACAAACGUCAGAAGAGGCCAGGCUUGGUCCCCAUGGCCGCUGUCAACGUUUCCUUCUCUCAUCUCGGUCUUCAGAAGCUUGGGAUCACGGAUGACCUGAGCGAUAAUGCCUUUACGACUGGCCAGCGCAAGGAUGCUGAAAUUCUUGGUGAUCCUGGUAGUAAGAAUGGUGACGCUUUCACCCCAGCAUGGGAGGCCCCCUUCCUCAAGGAUAUCCACGGUGUCAUCUUUGUUGCUGGAGAUUGCCAUGGAUCAGUGAACAAGAAACUCGACGAGAUCAAGCACAUCUUCGGUGUCGGCACCUCCCAUGCUUCAAUCUCCGAGGUAACCCACGUUCGCGGAGAUGUCCGUCCGGGCGAUGUCCACGCCCAUGAACACUUCGGCUUCCUCGACGGUAUCUCCAACCCUGCUGUCGACCAAUUCGACCAGAACCCGUUCCCAGGUCAAGAUUCGAUCAGACCGGGGUUCAUCCUAGCGAAGGAAAAUGGAGAUAGUCGCGCCGCUGCCAGACCUGAUUGGGCUAAAGAUGGAAGUUUCUUAACCUUCAGAUACCUGUUCCAGAUGGUCCCUGAGUUUGACGACUUCCUCGAAAGCAACCCCAUUGUUCUACCUGGUUUAUCGAGGAAGGAAGGUAGCGAGCUCCUUGGCGCCAGGAUUGUAGGCCGAUGGAAGAGCGGUGCGCCCAUUGAGAUAACUCCCCUUAAAGACGACCCGAAGCUGGCGGCCGACGCUCAAAGGAACAACAAUUUCGACUUCGGUGAUUCCUUAGUUCGAGGCGAUCAGACGAAGUGCCCUUUUGCUGCUCACAUCCGAAAGACAUACCCCCGCAACGACUUGGAGGGCCCCCCUUUGAACGCUGAUAUCGACAACCGUCGAAUCAUCCGCCGCGGUAUUCAAUUCGGUCCUGAGGUCACAAGCCAGGAGCACCACGACAAGAAGACGCACCACGGACGUGGCCUUCUAUUUGUCUGCUACUCCAGCAGUAUCGAUGAUGGCUUCCACUUCAUUCAGGAAUCUUGGGCCAAUGCCCCGAACUUCCCAGUUAAUGCUGUGACUUCGGCUGGCCCCAUCCCACCUUUGGAUGGAGUCGUUCCCGGUUUCGAUGCUAUCAUCGGACAGAAGGUCGGUGGAGGUAUCAGGCAGAUUAGUGGUACCAACCCCAACGAUCCCACUACGAACAUCACGCUUCCGGACCAAGACUUCGUUGUCCCAAGGGGUGGAGAGUAUUUCUUCUCGCCGUCCAUCACGGCUUUGAAGACUAAGUUCGCUAUUGGCGUUGCCUCUCCUGCUCCUCACUCCCAAGCUCCAAUCUCUGCUUGA
This is a messenger RNA of Pleurotus ostreatus (oyster mushroom), 1515 nucleotides long. RefSeq lists its product as uncharacterized. NCBI's taxonomy places the organism in Eukaryota, Fungi, Basidiomycota, Agaricomycetes, Agaricales, Pleurotaceae. Gene Ontology annotation, molecular function: heme binding; peroxidase activity. Gene Ontology annotation, cellular component: cytosol. The transcript is spliced from 8 exons. Bases 1 to 1515 code for a protein of 504 amino acids. The record is from RefSeq and is a predicted model, not a curated record.